AUGGUAAAGGGUCUGCCUGCAAUGCGGGAGACCCAGGUUCAAUCCCUGGGUCGGGAAGAUCCCCUGGAGAAGGAAAUGGCAACCCACUCCAGUACUCUUGGCUGGAAAAUUUCAUGGAUGGAGGAACUGGUAGGCUACAGCCCAUGGGGUCGCAAAGAGCUGGACAUGACUGACGACUUCACUUUCUUUCACUUUCCUGAAGAGUUAACUUGCAUAGCCAGAAAAGGUGCUCAGGUUAAAAGACCCAGGAGGCGGUCACUGUGCCCAGCAGGUGACCACUGGGGCGGAUGUGGGAUACGGGCAAGGUGCCCACAGCAUCCGCUGUCCCUGUGGGGGGCGGGUUUGUGGCUGAUCGCUCAUGGGGCCUGCCUGUCCCAAAGGGCUCUGAGCCCCUGUACGGUGGAGCCCACCACCAGUUCAUCUCUGGACCACCAGGCCCUGGUGGGUUGGAGGGUCCAGGAGACAUGGCAAAUGAGUGCUCAGAUGUCUCUGUGA
Molecule: messenger RNA, 495 nt
Organism: Rangifer tarandus platyrhynchus (Svalbard reindeer)
Lineage: Eukaryota; Metazoa; Chordata; Mammalia; Artiodactyla; Cervidae
Source: the annotation of a GenBank genome assembly